AUGUCCGACGCUGAAAUGGAAGAUCUAAAGGAAGAGGAUACGCUUGAAGAAAGUGCCGAAAAGACGGAUACGGAUGAUGAUGAAUCGUCGGAAGGCACCAACACGGAGGACGAAGAUACGGAGGAUGAUGAUAACGAUGAGUCGAUAGAAUCGAAGCACAUCAAAGAAUACAUUGAAAUUCUAACCAAAAUCGCCGGAGACAAGUACAACUACGACAACUAUGCCGAGCUGCUGGAAGUUGCUCACCAAAUGAAUGAUUUAGAUAAGAUUAGACAAAGCGCCGACAUAUUUUCCGCCAUGUAUCCGCUGUCGCCGGACAUCUGGUUGCGCUGGUUGAAAAUUGAAGCCGCCCUGGCAACGACAGACGAACAGGUGGAAAAGGUAGAAAAACUCUUCCAUCGAGCGUUCAACGACUACUAUUCCGUGGACGUUGCGAUCGAGUGUGCCGGGCUUGCGAUGAAAACGACUAGCAAAGACAUUUCCGAGCGCAUCUGGAAAUUGUUGAUUCCGACGUACGGCUUACACGUGACAAAGGGUAGAACCAUUUUUGAAGCAUACCGGGAAGAUGUAUUAACCAAAUACGGAGAUUCGCCUGCCAGCUUCAACCGGUUAGCCCGAAUCUAUGAGCAGGAGUUGAAGCUACCACUUCGUAACAUGGAAGACUCGUACAUCGAAUAUAAACUGUUGUGCGAGAAAUACAAGAGUAUGCUCACGGACCUGGACGAGGAGAAAUUCGACCGGAGGUAUAAGCAAGCGAAAGAAGCCCUUCAGCAGAUGCUCCCCCACGAAGACGCUAUCGCAGCACUUGACCAGCACUGCCACCAGAAGCGGGUGGAUCUGUACCGAAAGUACAUUGCCGAUUGCCAAACCGCCCUAGACGACGACGAAGUGCAGAUCCUGUACGAGCGCAUGGUGACCGAAUGCUGCUUAGAUGGAACGGUUUGGUUGGACUACUUGCGCUAUCUACAGCGAUGCCCUCCCGAUCCGGAGGAAAAUCCGGGAUCUCCGGUCUUCCGCCAAACCGAGCUCGACCUGGUGAACCGAGCCUUGCGCAACUGCACGUGGAGCGCGGAGUUGUACGUAGAGAAGAUGCGUAUCGUCGAGCGACGCCAGAAACCUGACUCAAAAAUGACCAUUCUGAAGAUCAUGGAGGACGUAGCUUCGGCUGGUCUGCAAACGCCCGAGGCGUCGGUAAAAGUUUGGCUUGAGUAUCUAACGUACUUACGCCGUGUGACGGACAUGAGCAGCGAAAAGGAGAAAGAAAUACUGCGCGCCAACUUUGAUCUAGCAUGGAAUCAGCUCGGAAGAACGUGGGGCGUGGCGGCUGAUUCCCAGUGCAAGAUUUUGCAGUUUUGGGGCCGGCUCGAGUACGAGGCGCUCGGAGAACCGAGCAAAGGCCGCGAUCUGUGGCACAGUGUGAUGGACAGUGCCGAUAACUCAACCCGGGCCGGUUUGUGGAUUGAGUUCAUUGAACUAGAAGCCAAACGAGGUCCGGACGCAGUUCGUAAACUUUACCGAAAAUCGAUCACAUCUGCGGGCUUGGAUGAUCCGGAAACACUGGCGUCAGCUUGGUUGCGCUUCGAACGAUGUAACGGUUCGCUUGAUCAGCUGAUCAACUGCCAGGAGCUUUGCAACGCUACCAUGGAAAAGUACUACAAAACGAUCUCAAAACCCCGCUCGAUCAAGGGAAAGCGGCCAGACGGAGGAGCUGAUGGUGCAAACAAGGAUCCAGAUACGUCAACUGGGAAAAGGCAGCCCACGGGAGUUGUAUCGAGUGCGUCUCCGGCAAAGAAACCCCUAAAGCGGACUCACGAUCAAGCAUCGAAAGGAGCGGGCGAGCAACGUGGUGAAUUUAAAACUCCAGCUAUACCUGCUUCGAAUAAUUCGAAGGAGCACGAUAGCGCGUUGGACGCGACCAAACGUCUCAAGCUGGACGACGGGUCGGAGAGCGCCUCGACGGGCGAAGAAAAACGGCAGGUUUUUAUCAGCAACCUCAGCUUCGAGGUGACAGAAGAUGACAUUCGGGCCAUCUUUCCCGAGCUAGCCAUCGUUUCGAUCGAGCUAGUUGCGUCGAGCUCGGGGAAAAGUCGUGGCUUCGGAUACAUGCAGCUCGCCAGUGAACAGGACGUUCCGAAAGCGCUUAGCUUCGACCGGCGUCCGCUGGGUGGACGGCCGGUGUUCAUUUCCAAUGUGGCACGGGAUAAGGCGACCCGACCUCAUCAGUUCAAGUAUUCGUCAUCAUUCGAGCCGAACAAACUGUUCAUCAAGGGCCUCCCGUUUAAUUUGGGUCGGGACGAUCUGCAGAAGCUGUUCGAACCGUUCGGCCGCAUCCGGGACAUCCGGAUCGUUUGUUUCAGAAGCGGCAAAUCGAAGGGUUUGGCAUAUCUAGAGUACGAGACGGACGCAGCUGCAAAGAAUGCCGUACUGAAGAUGGAUCAGCACGUGAUCGAUGGUUUUACGAUCACGGUGGCUAUCUCAUCGCCACCGCCCAAGAAAAACCCUACCGCUACUGAACCCAACAUUGCCGGACACGACGAUGAACCGGGCAUGGGCGCUAGUUCCAGUCUAGGUUCAGGAAAGCGACAACUGGCCAAAGGGGAUGUAAAGCAGAAGAUAUCACCCAUGAUUCCAACCGCCGUGCUGAAGAAGACCGUCUCCGCACCAGUGAGCGGUUCCGACGAGAAGCCAAAAUCCAAUGAUGAUUUUCGUAAAAUUUUUCUUAAAUAACCAACCAGAUCCACCACCAAGAGAUUGGCUGCAUGUUUCGAUUGUCUUUCCCAUGGAAAUAAGCCCACAUGUGUGCGCUAAGGUAGGAAAAACGAACAAGACCACCCGGAGUAGAGUAUUCCGAGUAUUUUCAAUCCAACUGUUCCGUUUCAUCACUGUUGUACGCGUCGCAGAAUAGGUGUACUUAUUUCAUUUCCAUACGUUAAGCAUUUUGUGUGCCUGUGGAACCAUUUUCCACGUUUCUCUCUUACUAAUAGGUUCUCAUGGCUUCGAUUCUUUCCAAUACGAUGCUCAUCAUUGUCGAAACUACACAUUUCAAUUUCCUUUUGUGUAACGAGAUACUAAAGUGUAUUUCAAAAUAA
This is a messenger RNA of Anopheles nili, 3089 nucleotides long. RefSeq names its product squamous cell carcinoma antigen recognized by T-cells 3 (gene Rnp4F). The record is from RefSeq and is a predicted model, not a curated record. Gene Ontology annotation, biological process: RNA processing. Gene Ontology annotation, molecular function: RNA binding; protein binding. NCBI's taxonomy places the organism in Eukaryota, Metazoa, Arthropoda, Insecta, Diptera, Culicidae. The coding region runs from base 1 to 2727 and encodes 908 amino acids. The transcript has 6 exons.